AUGGCGACGCCCAGUGAUCUGUCGUUAGCUGAGAUACGUAAAUAUUUACUCGAAAAUGGGGGUUCUGCUCGUAAUCGUGAUCUAGUUAAACACUUUAAGUAUUUUUUAACUGACCCUGAUACGCGAGUUGAGGCGAGAAACAAAUUUAAGGAGUACGUCAAUACUUUGGCGACGAUUAAAAAUGAGGAGGGAGAAAAGUACUUGGUACUGAAAAAAAAGUACAUACACGGUCUUGAGGAGCUGGUACCUUCGUAUUCUUACGCGCCGACGAGCCCUUCCAUAGGAACUCCCGAUUUUCUGACCCCCACGUCGCCGCUACGUGACCCUCCUCCCUACCGACCUCCUCCUCCAGCUCCCCUGAGUCCUUCAAGUUCCGAAAUCACUUCAUCCCCCGCGCAUUUGUCUCCCGACGAAUUUUACGUCAAGUCCCCGAGCCACUCAGCCGCGGGAAAUUUAAAUCUCGGAAGUAGUUUGAAUUUCAGUCCCUCAAAUUUGAACCUCAAUGCCAUCAGUCACCCUAAGUUUGCUUCCAAUCCGAGUUUCGGAUCCAUCAACAACCCGAACUUCAGUUCCCCAAGUAAUUCCAAUUUCGAGGUCUCGAAUUACUCGAGUCAGGAUGAAAAUCCACGCAACUCGCGAAUUGGUGAAGAUGUACCGCCAGCGAUGACUUCACCUCCUGUACCUCCACGAAGAAAGAGUCAGGACAAGUUGAAGCUGGAGAAUAAAGAAAACAUAAAUGCUGAAAAAGGGAAAAAUGGACAGGAAGCCAUCAAGGAAGAUGAGGGACCACCGGAAAGUCUCGGAACAUCUGAGUUACCAAGUGUCCGGGAACGAAUGCAGCGUUUCAAUCGCAUGGCCAGCGAAACUGAUCUCCACGGCCGUCCGAACGGGGCAGCAACUCCUGCUAAGAAACGCUCUGACAAGGGCGCUGAUGAAGACGACAGCGCUUCCGUCGCAUCUCAACAAUUGGAUGGGAAAGCACGCGAAUGGCUAGUCCGGGCAGCACAGGGUGACUAUCAAGCACUAGCAAAACUAGCAGCCGAAGAGCCGCGUCUCACCAGGCAGAAGGAUCCAUCCUCCGUGAGUAUAAGUCAAUUAUUCUUUAACAGAAACGUAUUCAUGUUUUUGGAUAAUUAUUUACUGUGUUAUUUUUCCGCUCAACCUGCCACCAAAUUGCUGUCAACAUCUGCAGGGUGUAAGUAUCUAUUUAAAUUACUUUAUUAUUUCAUUUUUUUUUUGCCCCAUUUUUUUCUACAUGCAUUUUUUUCCAAUAACCGGCCAUAUUAUUGCAAAAUAAGUAUUUUUGAAAUUAAAAACAAAUUUCAUGUGCGAAAAUUCGUUCAGUAGACAUCUGGCGCCCACGCAUCUUAUAAAAUUGACAUGAAAUUGCAGACGAGUGUCUUUUGCAUUUUUCUGCAAAUUGAUAAAACGUAUCGACUUCUGAUACUUCGAAAAUAAAACAAAAUUUUUGGACCAUCGCUGACUGUCUUAUUGGCGACCGUAGAUACUGAUGGUAAUAUAGUAGAUAUAUAUGUUGAUAUGAGUAUCUGAUGAUAUUAAUGGGGGAUUAAGUAGUGGAAUGUGGCUGGGAACAUGUUAGAAAUAUUUAAACUGACGAGGGCAUGAUGCAUUUGAGCAACAGGACACCUCACACGUCGUAGGUACUAUUAGCAAGCCAUCAGCAGUAAAAGAGCAGAGACUUAUAUUAUAAUAUACUAUAAUAUAAUAUAUUUAGUAAUGGCCCUAGCGCGUGGCCCUUUGUCGCCCGUCCAUAAAUCCGUGAGAAUACAAACCCGAUAAAUCGUGUAGAUCGCUCGGAUUCGCUCGGUGGGGGAGGCUGGAAGAUCUGAAAACGAUGGGACCGAUAAGUGACGUCUCUAUAAGUAAAAGGUGAACGGCGCCCGCGUCUCGGCGGGGGUCCCAGACGUCGUCGGAGACAUCAGCGCUGCGGGCGGCCAUUGUCUCAAGUCCCAUAUACGCUGGCUGGUGGUGGUGGUGGGGGAGCUGGGCCUAGCCUAUCUCCUCUAGGACUAAGUGAGUAAAAGAAAUUCCCUAACACACACUGGGGGUCCUUUUUCAGGCAUCCAGUGGUUUCUUUAAAUUAAUAACCAAAUACAUUUGGCUCGUGCGCCAUUAUUUCUUACAGUAUAUAUAUUUAUUAACGUUGAUGCCCGGUUUAUUUAUUUUUAUUUUUAUUAUCAACCGCGACGCUCUUGCCAGCCAUCAGCCACCGGCACCUAAUUUGUGCUUCCAAUUAUAAAUAUUUUAACUCACACCCUUGUUAUAUUUAUUUGUUUAUUAAUUACUUAUUUCGACAGCUACAAAUCCCAAGUUUUUUUUAUUUUAAAGUAUAUCUUAUCCGUCUUCGAGUAGUGAAAAAUAAUAAUUAUUUAUUUUUAUUUCUUGGGUGUCGUUAAUACAAAUAGUCUCGAUGACGGAAGGCGUAGUAAUGACUUACGAACGUCAAGCUGACAAAAUUACUGAAAGAAUGCUAUGUCAUUAAACAUAUAUAUAUAUAUGUAUUUAUAAAUAUUUUGUCUCAUGCAUGAGCCAGAUGAAAUUUCUUGACAUUAAAAAUCCAACAAGCGACAGCCAUUACGGCAGCUGAUACUUGUCAUUAUUUUUAUUAACAUAAUGACAGUCAGACAACUCAAUUUGCAUGGAAAAUCACACGAUCCUUUUUAUCUAAUAUACAUAUGUUUAUACGUUGAAUAUAUUUAACAUAUUUAUUAUUUUUAAUCCUCACUUUAUUUAUCGAGCAACAACAACAACAACAACAACAACAAUUUAUUUUUCGUUUCGCUACGAGAUAAUUAUUAUUAUAAAUAUAAAUAAUAAGUAAAUACAUAAACGAGAAAAUUACGCGGACUCAUCACGUGAAACUUUCAGCCGUAUCUCGUUUUAAAUCUGCGAUGAAAAUUAUCGGAUAAUUAUAUCCAUUAUACAGUACUGUAAUUUAACUUUAAUCGAAAUGAAUUAAAACUAAAACCAGUGAGCUGAAUUUUUUUUUUUUUUACAUUAAUUUGAAACGCGAUAUUUUUUAUAAUUUUAUGGACAAAGUAUCACUUUUUUUUUUAUCAGAUAGUACAAAAAAAUAAUAGAGAUAGGAGGGGCAAAACGGGGUACUUAAUGAAAUACUAAAUUUUUGAGGACCCGAAUACGCUAAAUAUUUUUUUUUAAUGAUAUUCAAAAUAAAUAGAAAAAAUUUUCAGUUCUUGAAAAAAAAAAUUUCAUCUUUGCGGACAAAAUGGGGUGCCCCCUAAAAAAGGCGAAAAAAAUUUCUGGAUAUUAAUUAAGUUUGAUAAAAUUAUUUUUUUUUUUUUGUAAAUAAUUUACAUGAAAAAAAAUUAUAUUUUACAUAAUUAUUGAAUACACAAAAAAAAAUUUGAUAACUUUUAUCAUAAAACAAGUCAUUAACA
Molecule: messenger RNA, 3419 nt
Organism: Microplitis demolitor
Lineage: Eukaryota; Metazoa; Arthropoda; Insecta; Hymenoptera; Braconidae
Product: serine/threonine-protein kinase WNK4
Exons: 7
Coding region: 1-1347 (448 amino acids)
Source: RefSeq, a predicted model, not a curated record